AUGGAGGAAAUCGCAAAGAAGUGUGAGAAACUAAAACUGACAGAAAAUGAAGCAGAACAGGUAGUCCUAGAAGAAGAGGAGGUGAAUGAGGGCUGGGUUCUAGCAGGUAAGUUUCUGUCGAAAAGGCAUAUUAACUUGGGGGCAGUAGUGAAGGCCUUGAAACUGAUAUGGAAAACAAAGGAAAACUUUGUGGUACAGGACAUCGGUGACAAUACUACUCUGUUCUUGUUCCAAAAUGAAGGGGACAUGAAUAGAGUACUAUGGGCAAGCCCAUGGUCUUUUGAUAAAUACUUAUUAGUCCUCCACAAGCUGGGUAAAGGGGACUCAAUCUCAACGAUAAGCUUCGAUAGGUCUUCUUUCUGGAUACAGAUACAUGGCCUACCGAUGAGAAUGCAGACGAUGGAGGUCGCAAACAAGAUUGCAGGGCCUUUGAGGCUGAUAGAGAAGGUGGAUAUAGGUUCAAAAGGGUUCAGGUUGGGAAAGUACCUUAGAAUAAGAGUGAACAUCGAUAUAUCAAAACCCCUGUGCAAGGGAAGGGUGGUGCGAAUGGGAGAAACGGAGAAGGAAUGGGUCGAUUUCCGAUAUGAGCGCCUCCCCAUCUUUUGCUAUUGGUGUGGGAAACUGGACCACGACGAUAGAGAUUGCCCACUCUGGUUGGACAACAAUGAGUCCCUAGAGCUUGAAGAGAGGCAGUACGGCCCCUGGCUCCGUGCAGAUACGGAAAGAUUGCAAAGGCCGCAAGUUGCAGAAACACCAUCUCGGAAAAAUGAAAAAGACGGAAUUAAGUCCGGAAACCAGAAGCAAAGCAAAAUCCAGGCAAUGAAUAGUAGGUGGAGAUCAUCGGAAAAGGCAGGACAUGGUGGAGUGGGUGAAAUACCAACUACAUCGGUAAUGUCGAACCUAAUGUCAGAGGCGGUCAUGAUGGAUGUGACUUUUCAAAGAGAGAAGGAAGAUGACUUUGAGACGCAAUUAAGGGAGAUUGAUUGUGCCAUUCAUGCAGUAGACACGGAAAAGGAAAAAUGGGAAACCGGGAGGCUAUAA
Molecule: messenger RNA, 1041 nt
Organism: Quercus robur (English oak)
Lineage: Eukaryota; Viridiplantae; Streptophyta; Magnoliopsida; Fagales; Fagaceae
Exons: 1
Coding region: 1-1041 (346 amino acids)
Molecular function (GO): zinc ion binding; nucleic acid binding
Source: RefSeq, a predicted model, not a curated record